GUCGGCGGAAGAUGGCGGACGGCGAAAGGAGCUGGUACCUGUGCAAGUUGUUGAGGUUUUUUUAUUCAUUAUUCUUCCCUGGGCUAAUUGUAUGUGGAACUUUAUGUGUGUGUUUGGUCAUUGUCCUUUGGGGAAUCAGACUGCUGCUACAGAGAAAGAAAAAAUUAGUGUCAACUAGCAAAAAUGGGAAAAAUCAAAUGGUGAUUGCAUUUUUUCAUCCAUACUGCAAUGCUGGUGGAGGAGGAGAAAGAGUUUUAUGGUGUGCUUUAAGAGCCCUGCAGAAAAAACAUUUCUGGAUAUUCCCUUACAUGAGAAAAAGAUGACUCCAGGACAUUUGCUGGUUUCUGUUGGCCAGUUUAGGCCGGAAAAGAAUCAUCCAUUGCAGAUCAGAGCCUUUGCUAAAUUGCUGAAUAAGAAGAUGGUUGAGUCAUCUCCUUCUCUUAAACUUGUCCUCAUUGGAGGUUGUCGUAACAAAGAUGAUGAACUUAGGGUAAACCAACUGAGAAGGCUCUCUGAGGAUUUAGGAGUUCAAGAAUAUGUGGAAUUUAAAAUAAACAUUCCAUUUGAUGAAUUAAAGAAUUAUUUGUCUGAAGCAACAAUUGGUCUGCAUACCAUGUGGAACGAGCAUUUUGGGAUUGGAGUUGUGGAGUGUAUGGCAGCUGGCACAAUUAUCCUUGCACACAAUUCAGGGGGCCCAAAGCUUGACAUUGUCGUUCCUCACGAAGGAGAUAUAACUGGCUUUCUGGCUGAGAGUGAAGAAGACUAUGCUGAAACUAUAGCUCACAUUCUUUCCAUGUCUGCAGAAAAGAGACUCCAAAUCAGAAAAAGUGCUCGUGCAUCUGUAAGCAGAUUCUCUGAUCAGGAAUUUGAAGUGACAUUCCUAUCAUCUGUGGAAAAGUUAUUUAAGUAAUGCCAUAUCUGGAAAAUUAAAGAUAUUUUAUAUAAACUGGUUAAACACCUUCAUAUGUAAAUAUUUUUCUAAAUUCAAUCUCAUUUGUCAAAUCAUUUUACUUUAGAAAACAGACAAGAAAAUUUCCUUUUAGAAUAAAAGGAAGUGUUGAAAAGAAAAUGGAUGACUAGCCUUCAGCUUCCAUUCUUGGUACACAUGAGAGAAGCUGGCUGCUAAGAUGAAUGUGAACCGGGUUGCGGAGAGCCUUCUGGCUUUGAGCCAACAGGAAGAAUUAGUGGAUUUGCCAAAAAACUGCCCCUUGAGUGAGAAUGAAGAUGAGGGGGACAGUGAUGGAGAGAGAAAGCAUCAAAAGCUUCUGGAAGCAAUCAGUUCCCUUGAUGGAAAGAAUAGGCGGAAAUUGGCUGAGAGGUCUGAGGCUAGUCUGAAAGUGUCAGAGUUCAAUGUCAGUUCUGAAGGAUCAGGAGAAAAGCUGGUCCUUGCAGAUCUCCUUGAGCCUGUUAAAACUUCUUCUUUGGCCACUGUGAAAAAGCAACUGAAUAGAGUCAAAUCAAAGAAGGUGGUGGAGUUACCUCUUAACAAAGAAAAGAUUGAACAGAUCCACAGAGAAGUAGCAUUCGGUAAAACCUCACAAGUCCUCUCUAAAUGGGACCCUAUCGUCCUGAAGAACCAGCAGGCAGAGCAGCUGGCUUUUCCCCUGGGGAAGGAGCAGCCAGCCAUUGCUCCCAUUGAACAUGCGCUCAGUGGCUGGAAGGCAAGAACUCCCCUGGAGCAGGAAAUUUUUAACCUCCUCUAUAAGAACAAGCAGCCAGUAACAGACCCUUUACUGACUCCCAUGGAAAAGGCCUCUCUCCGAGCCAUGAGCCUGGAAGAGGCAAAGAUGCACCGAGCAGAGCUUCAAAGGGCUCGGGCUCUGCAGUCCUACUAUGAGGCCAAGGCUCGAAGAGAGAAGAAAAUCAAAAGUAAAAAGUAUCACAAAGUCGUGAAGAAAGGAAAGGCCAGGAAAGCCUCAAAAGAGUUGGAGCAGCUGCAGAAGGUUAAUCCAACUGUGGCAUUGGAAGAACUGGAAAAAUUUGAAAAUGCCAGAAUGAUGGAAAGAAUGAGCCUUAAGCACCAAAACAGUGGGAAAUGGGCCAAGUCAAAGGCAAUUAUGGCAAAAUAUGACCUGGAGGCUCGCCAAGCUAUGCAGGAACAGUUGGCCAAGAACAAAGAACUGACACAGAAACUCCAGGUAGCCUCUGAGAUUGAGGAAGAGGAGGGAGGCACAGAAGAAGUGGAAGAACUCCUUGUCCCCCAUGUAGUGAAUGAAGUCCAGAUGAAUGUCGACGGACCGAAUCCCUGGAUGCUCAGAAGCUGCACCAGUGACACCAGAGAGGCUGCAACCCAGGAGGACCCUGAGCAACUGCCAGAGCCUGCGACCCAUGAGGUUUCUGAAAGUGAGGGAGAAAGACCAGUGGCAGAGGAAGAAAUUUUGUUGAGAGACUUUGAGGAGAGGCGAUCCCUUAGAAAAAGAUCUGAGCUCAACCAGGAUGCUGAGCCAGCAGGCAUUCAAGAAACAAAAGAUUCUAGCAGCCAGGAGGUGCUGUCUGAAUUGAGGGCACUAUCUCAGAAAUUGAAGGAAAACCAUCAGUCCAGGAAGCAAAAAGCAAGUUCAGAGGGGACUGUUCCCCAGGUCCAGAGAGAGGAACCUGCCCCAGAAGAAGAGGCGCCCCUGUUGCUACAGAGGCCAGAGAGAGUACAAACUCUGGAAGAGCUAGAAGAGCUGGGAAAAGAAGAUUGUUUUCAAAAUAAGGAGCUUCCCAGACCUGUGUUAGAAGGGCAGCAGUCAGAGAGGACCCCAAAUAAUCGGCCUGAUGCCCCUAAGGAGAAGAAAGAGAAGGAGCAACUGAUCGACGUACAGAACCUCCUAACCACACAGUCUCCUUCCGUGAGGUCUUUGGCAGUUCCCACAACAACAGAGGAGCUGGAAGAUGAAGAGGAGAGAGACCAAAGGCAGAUGAUAAAGGAAGCUUUUGCUGGGGAUGAUGUCAUCAGAAAUUUCUUGAAAGAGAAGAGAGAAGCUGUGGAGGCGAGUAAGUCAAAGGACGUGGACCUGACUCUACCUGGCUGGGGCGAGUGGGGUGGUGUGGGCCUAAAGCCUAGUACCAAGAAAAGACGCCAGUUUCUCAAAGCCCCUGAGGGUCCUCCAAGAAAAGAUAAGAAUUUGCCAAAUGUGAUUAUCAGUGAGAAGCGCAACAUCCACGCAGCAGCUCAUCAGGUACAAGUGCUUCCGUAUCCAUUUACCCACCAUCGGCAAUUUGAAAGGACCAUCCAGACCCCUGUAGGAUCCACAUGGAACACCCAGAGGGCUUUCCAAAAGCUGACUACUCCCAAGGUCGUCACCAAGCCAGGUCAUAUCAUUAAGCCCAUAAAAGCAGAGGAUGUGGGCUACCGGUCUUCCUCAAGGUCAGACCUGUCUGUCAUACAGUGGAAUCCAAAACGAAUCACCACACGUCACAAUAAAGAGUUGAAGAAAAACUCUGUAGAUUGAGUAGCUGGAAAAGUGACAACCAGGAGUUCUGAUUCCACUUCCUUUGGUCCAGUUUUACUCUGCUACAGGGUGGAUUCCAGAACUGGCUCAGCAUAUUGCAUGUAGUUGAGCCACAUUUUUAAAAAAAGAAAAUGGAUGACCAUUAAUUGACUAGCAUUUUAGAAUUGAUCAGACAUUAGAACACAGAAAAAUGCUGGUACAUUUACAUUCUAAACAAUACAGUGGAUGACCCUUUUGAAUAUACCUAAUGAUUUCCUUAAAAAAGAAAUUUUAAACAGACUUGUGUAAUCAUGUUCUCAAAGCAUACAGUCAAGAGGUGGGACUGACUGAUGCUUUAUAGGUGUGUGUAGGGCAGUAGAGGCCAAGGUGCUGCCAACAGUCCUUUCCAUACUAGGUACUGGUGAAAAUUGUUUUUGUUUAGUGCUAUCAGCACAUUUGUGUGGGUCUCAUUAUCGCUUGACAGUACCGCAUCUCAGCCUGGAAGUCAGGUUUAAGUCAUUCAAGAGAACCUCAAGUUGUUUUUCUGACAGUGAUGAUGUGGUAUACAGAUACAUCCACAGGGUAUUUAUUAUCUAUUACCAGCAUAAUGCAUUGUAAGAUGGCAAGGUGGCAUUUUGAAAAGAGCACUGGGCAAGCAGUUAGCAUAUCUGGGCCUACCUUCAGCUUCAUCAUUUACAAACUUCUGACCUUUUGACACUAAAACUGCUCCUUUAUCUUUCUGAGUCUCAGAUUCUUCAUCUGUAAUCUGAAGUUGUUAAUUCCAGUCCUUACUACCUUUUGGAGUUGGAAUAAUGAGAUGGAAAGUGGUUGAAAGUACUUUGAAAAUUAGGACAGUUAAGGGCCGGGCGCAGUGGCUCACGCCUGUAAUCCCAACACCUUGGGAGGCCAAGGCAGGUGGAUCAUGAGGUCAGCAGUUAGAGACCAGCCUGAACAACAUGGUGAAACCCUGUAUGGACUAAAAAUACAAAAAAAAUAGCUGGAUCUGGUGGCGGGUGCCUGUAAUCCCAGCUACUUGAGAGGCUGAGGCAAGAGAAUCACUUGAAACCAGGAGGCAGAGGUUGCAGUAAGCCAAGAUUGUGCCACUGUACUCUAGUCUGGGCAAUAAGCAAAACUCUGUCUCAAAAAAAAAAAAAAUUAUGACAGUUACUUAAAGGGAGCAUUACAUACUAAAUGUCUUCGAUAAUCCAAUCUUUAUUAAUGCAUUACAACUCAAUGUAGAUUCUUAGUUACUAGGCCAGUAGCUAGGAAUUGGUAUAAAUUUAAUGCACCUUCUAUCCUGAAUAACUAGCAUGGAAAAUUGAAUAUAUGUGUGAGCAGAUACGGCUGUAAAAACCUAUAGCUUUUGCAUUUUCUGCUUAUAUAAUCCUUUCUAGUUCAGUGAAUUGACCCCAUCCAUAGCCUGAUUCAUCUUUGUGUUAAGGGGCAAAUGAAAGGGUACAUUAUUCCUUUGCACUCUUCUCUCAGUCACUCAUCAAUGUGGCCAGCUUAUCUACUCCCAGUUAUGUUAUUCAUACGUCUCCAGGCCAUCUGUCAUCAGAUCAAAAAGCAAACAGAGGACCAGUCACAGGAUGUUCUGACACACCAUUGUAACUUUGUGUUAGAGAUGAUUCCAUUUAGAAAAAGACAGGUAGAAAUUGGAGUGAAAGGAACCCUACAGAUUAGCCCAGUUCUCUCUUAUUUUCAGCUUUACAGACCAGAACAAUUUAAAUCUAAAGAAUUUAGUAGACUCCUUCAGUGUCACAAAGCUGUUCCAUGAAAGAAUCAAGAUUAUAACCUGGAUAUUCUGACUCCUGGCCCAGUGCUUUUUCUUACUUUGUAGCUACACUUUGAAAUAAGAUUCAAACUGUUACCCACUCAACUGCCUUAUUCCUGAGGAGGUAGUGAAGGAAGAAAAAGUUUUCUGGGAUUCCAUAAACUAUAAGCUUAUUUCUUUAAAAUUAUUUUCAUACAUCACAGAUAUGUCAUUGGAAGAUAUAAUUUGCAUAUGAUGAUUAUCAGUGUUCGUAAUGUGGUAUAUGUCUUCUAUUUUUUUCUGAAUGAUAGCAUGAAAAGUGUCAAAGUGGCUUGUCUGCUAGCAUCUGUCUGCAGAACUUUCAGGAUGACUGUUCCUCUCAGACAUCAUUUUUGAGUGGUCCAAGCCUGCUAUGUUUUGAACCCACAGCAGUGGAGAUUUGUAUUCUUAUUUACAGUUGUGUACUAUAAAGUAUGUGUUACAUAGGUUUUGUGUAAUUAUUAUUUGUAAAUAUGAUUUAAUUUGUAUUUAGACAUGAUUUAGAUCUAAUAGAUACAAAGUCUGUGUCUAAACACUGUUUAAAGAAGUGAUUUUUCAUUCUCUUGGAUUCUUUCCUUUUAUAUGCCUCACAUAGUCUCCUUGUUCUACUAAUAUUCCCAAGCUUCAUAUGCCAAU
Molecule: messenger RNA, 5844 nt
Organism: Mandrillus leucophaeus (drill)
Lineage: Eukaryota; Metazoa; Chordata; Mammalia; Primates; Cercopithecidae
Gene: UTP14C
Product: UTP14, U3 small nucleolar ribonucleoprotein, homolog C (yeast)
Exons: 4
Coding region: 1128-3437 (769 amino acids)
Biological process (GO): rRNA processing
Cellular component (GO): nucleolus; small-subunit processome
Source: RefSeq, a predicted model, not a curated record